AACUUCAUUUCUAAACAUGUGUCCAUUCAUUUCAAGACAAGCACGUUAAGCGAAAUCAAAAUAUUUUUUAUUGGCAGUUGUCAAGUGCAAGGAUGUCCGGGGUCGAGACGUACCUUAUCGAAGUCAUUGUCAGCAAUGUCCAGGUUAUAACCAAACAGUAUGACAAAAAGCCGAGAUUUGUGGGGGUAUCAGACGGUGGUGGUAAAGACUCGUUGGAGAUGUCACCUCCACCUAAGUACGACCAGUCCGAAGUUGAUCUGAACGAACCUAUCGACCCAAAUACUGGCGAUGUGGUAUUACGCCUUAAAGCGUUUAAGCUGCCUCCGAUUGACGUUGUUGAAGAUCGUUCCAAGGAAACCGAUCUGGAAAGGAGAGAGAGGAAAGAGGAAAGUAGAAGACUAGGGAUACAGGAGUCACAACUUGAUAGAAAUGAGAGUAAUGCCUCAAUUCUAACAAUUGCAGAAAAUUUUUUUCCCAACAAUCCAACAAUAAGAAAAAAAUUUAAAAAAGGAAAGUCAUUUUUAUUUAACAUGAAUCAUCAAAACUUGAUAAGCCACAUGCAGGAAAAGAACAGCUUAGUAGUGCACAUGUACAGAGACAACGUUGAUAGGACGUGCGUCGGCGUCGGAAAUCUCCAAGUCCCACGGAGCUUUUUCGCUGCGGUUUGUAACGCCCAUCAGUCUUCCGUAUUGAGAAAUUACAUCGACUGCUACGGGCCUAUUUUCGUGGACUCGAACCUCCAUAAAAAGACGAUGAAAAGACGAAGAAUGCUCUUCAGAUGUCCCUACCCGAUGGAGGAAGACAAUCCGUACAGCCCGGACAAGUUGAGCAAAAUGGAACCUUACGUCAGAUACAGUGACAUUUACAAGAUACCGCCAAUGCCGAAGCCGUGUUCGUUCUGCGACGGGAACACCGGGUGUGGUUAUAAUCCGAACCCAACGCCGACGAGCUAUCGUACGGCCAACAAAGAAGCCAAACCGAGAUUUUUAUCCAGCGGGCUUGAUCCUGAGGAACUAAUGGAUCCAUCUCCUGGAAUGAUCAACCCGGAAAAACUACCAACAACUGCCCAGUUAGAAGAACGUAUAACAUUUCUCACCGACGACGAUAAAGAGAAGGCGUGUGCCACCGUUUUCAUCAGAUUGACAUGCUUUGGAACAGCUCUAAAUAUGCCGUAUAAUAAGCAUGAAUGUGAUAGCAUAGCUAUGCCGAUACCCUACGAAGAUGAGUGAAUCUUCAGUGGCGACUGUCAAUAAAAACUAUCAAGAAAUUUA
Messenger RNA from Cimex lectularius (bed bug), 1271 nucleotides. RefSeq lists its product as uncharacterized. The coding region runs from base 93 to 1229 and encodes 378 amino acids. The record is from RefSeq and is a predicted model, not a curated record. Lineage: Eukaryota; Metazoa; Arthropoda; Insecta; Hemiptera; Cimicidae. The transcript is spliced from 4 exons.